AAUGAGCAAAAUAUAUUUCAUUCAUUCUCACAUGCUGUAUGCAUUUUGAAAAGCAUGUGUCAUAGAACGAAGAAGUAUCGUGCGUUUACAUAAUCACGUACAGUGCUUUGAUGUGUUCGACAUUCUUGUUACACGAACCGCGAUAUAACGGCUCAAGGAAGGUGCUAUUAUUCACGAAUAGAAACAGCCGAGAGAAGUACAUUACCUGCCGAACAUAGGAAUAUCUCAUUGACGAUAAUGUACUACGUAAAAAAUUAAUGCUGAUAAUAUUCUGUGUUUUAAUUGGAUACUCUAAAACAAAUUUUUUUUUUAAGAUCAUUACACAAUCAGGUUAAAUUAUAUUCGAAGAAAUAUCUCUGAAUCUUGAAGUUUAAAUUUUACUUUGUGCAUAUCUAUUUUUUACACUUUCUAUUUUUAUAUCUGUUUUUUAUAAAUUUAUAAAUUUUAUUUUUAAAUGUUAUUUUUUAUCAUUUUGUGAAAUAAAUAUAAAUAGAAGAAAAUAUAUGGAGGCUGGUAAAAUCAAGGAAUUAUAUAUCGCGUUCAUAUCACAUAAAAAUUAAAUACAUCUAAAAGCGUUUUGUCUAUUUGUAUGACUGACAAUCAGCUGAUUUCUGAGGACAUCACAAUGAUAUGCAUAGUCGCGCGAUAACUGGCACACGAUAAUUGACGUUGUUCUGUUUUUUCCUCCGCGAUAAGAAUUUGAACGUGUAAGAUAAGGUAGAGUAUUAGUCGACAGAGUCGGCUAGUGGCUCAUAUUCUUGACUGCGUGUGUGAGCAAAACGGUUUCCUUUCCAAGGCAUACAAAAGUGAAAAUCGCGGUUAAUCGUAAGGACGAUUACAAUCGAAAACGCACCGAUGCCCCAGGCGUCUCUCUUUUAUCUGAUUGUGUCGUGUAAAAAAACGAUUUGGCUGAUCUUGAAAAGCGAUGCAAACGUCGUCUUCUAAUAUUGAGGAUCAGGAUAUUGCGCCCUGUCCAAAACCUGAAAGUGGAAGGUGGCAUUUUUUUCACAGGAUUCCAAGCUGUCCUGUGAAAAAUUCACAGCCUUUGAAAGAGUUUGUCGGUCGCUGCCAGACUAUGCCAUCACGAGUGAAGAAAUCGUUUUGCGGCUGCCUCCAGGAUGAUGAGCCACCGGAAAUCACGUAUUGCGUUGUGGAACACACGGGUACGCUCACGCUACAAGCGAUGACACCUACCUUGCCAAUGCCAGCCGAGGAAGAGCUAAAUAAAAUGUUUCUCGAACUCGUCGACGAAUUGGACUUAACCCAAGCCAAUCGACAGGCGGUUUUAGCACUUCCGGCGAAUAAAAAGUGGCAGAUAUAUUGCUCUAGAAAAGGUAAUGGCACGCUGGACAACGGAGGCUUGCGGACAACCGAUCUGAGCGGCGAUCCCGAGGACUAUAUUAAUAGAUUGAAGACGAUAGCGAGCAGUCCUUUUCCAGAGGAAGAUGAGGAGAUAUCGAAUCAAAUGCGCCAAGCCGAAGCCCUAAAGACAGCUUUGAGGACGCAGCCGCAUAGUUUCGUUCUCAGAUUUAUAGAACUAAAUGGUUUAAAUGCUCUUUUACAAGUAUUAGAGACCAUGAAUGCUGAGGCGGCUAAUAGCAAUCUCCAUACCAGUGUCAUAGGAUGUCUAAAAGCUUUAAUGAACAAUUCGAAUGGUAGAGCGCAUGUGUUGGCGCACCCAACGGCAAUCAACACGAUAUCACAGUCGCUGGCGACUGAGAAUAUAAAGACAAAAAUUUCUGUAUUAGAGAUCCUCGGCGCAGUUUGUUUAGUGCCCGGAGGUCACCGCAAGGUCCUAGAGGCUAUGUUGCACUUCCAACAAUACCAUUCCGAGAGAACGCGCUUCCAAUGUAUAAUUAAUAAUCUCGAUAAAAACUUUGGCGCCUAUAAGGACAAUCUGUCCCUGAAGACGGCAAUCAUGUCAUUUAUUAAUGCUGUGCUAAAUUAUGGGCCGGGUCAGGUGACAUUAGAGUUCAGACUGCACUUGAGAUACGAGUUAUUGAUGCUCGGCAUUCAGCCUAUUAUCGAGAAACUGAGAAGGUAUGAGAAUGAGACACUCGAUAGGCAUCUCGAUUUUUUCGAAAUGGUAAGGAAUGAGGACGAGAAGGAACUUGCCAGAAAAUUUGAGAAGGAGCAUGUGGAUACUAAGAGUGCUAGUGCCAUGUUCGAUCUUUUGCGACGGAAGCUCAGUCAUACCGCUGCUUAUCCUCAUUUUCUUAGUUUGCUUGAACAUUGUCUUUUAUUGCCAUUGGAUUACGGUUCACAUCCUCAGCAUUGGUUGCUGUUCGAUCGAAUCGUUCAACAAAUCGUUCUACAGUCCGAAAGCAACGAGACAGGCUUGAUAAGAAAUCCUGAUGUAGCUCCGAUCGAAAUAAAUGUAAAAGAAAUUGUCCACCUUCUCGCAAAAGAAGAGGAACUUGUGGCAGCAAGAAAAAAGGCAGAAGAACUGGAGCGCGAAAAUUUGGAUAUGUCCACAAGACUGGCUAAGAAAGAGCAGGAAUUAGAUCUGAGAACUCAAGAGAAAGAAGAUAUGGAGGCCAGUUUAGCAAGAAUCAAAGAACGUCUCGAGAAAGAGACGUCGAUGCACAUAGAGACAAAACAAAAAAUCUCUGAGUUGCAAGAUAACCUUGAGACAUUAUCGCGACAAAUUAACAACGAAAAAUCUGAAAGAAAACGUCUAGAACAGUUGGUAGCUUCGGGAAGUUUACCAGACGAUGCAAAAGCUACUCUGAAAAUUGUGGAGGAUGAAGUACUUGAGAAGGUUGAGACAAAACCUACUCCACCACCACCGCCACCACCUCCAUUAGCACCACCACCACCUCCUUGUUUAAUGCCAAUUGCUCCUCCACCAAUGAAGGUGGAAAUAAUAAAGAACGUUCCGCAGCCAAGUAAUCCUUUGAAGUCGUUUAAUUGGUCGAAAAUACCUGAACAAAAAUUGCAAGGCACAAUAUGGUCUGAGUUGGACGAUAGUAAACUUUAUAAUGUAAUGGAUCUCGAGUCCAUCGACAAAAUCUUUUGCGCAUAUCAGAAGAAUGGUGUUUCCACGGAGGGCUCGAUAGAAGACUUAAGGACACUAGGAAAAAAUAAGAAAACGAUGUCAGUGAUCGAUUCGAGGAGGGCACAAAACUGCACGAUAUUAUUGUCGAAAUUGAAAAUGUCUGACAAUGAAAUCACUAGGACGAUAUUGUCAAUGGAUCAACAAAACAUUUUGCAUAUCGAUAUGGUGGAGCAGUUGCUAAAAUACAUACCGUCAUCGGAGGAGGCCGCCUCGUUAGAUAUUCAUCAGAAAGAAUUGCAGAAUAGAGCCGACAGUUUUUUGUAUCAAAUAUCAAAAGUACCGCAUUAUGAGCAGAGAUUGCGUUCUCUGCAUUACAAAAAGAAAUUUGCGGCUAGCAUCGCGGAAUUGACGCCGAGGAUGCGAGCAGUUUUAGAAGCAAGCCGGCAAGUGGCCAGAUCAAGAAGACUCAGAAAGCUUUUGGAAUUAGUCUUGGCGUUAGGAAAUUACGUAAACCGCGGAAAUGCGCGUGGUAACGCAUGCGGCUUCCGAUUGGCUUCUUUAAAUCGUCUAGUUGACACAAAAUCUUCUUGCUCAAAGGGUACAACUUUGUUACAUUAUCUCGUGCAGAUUCUCGAAGCUAGAUUCAGAGAGGUCUUAGAUAUCGAAGAGGAUAUGCCGCAUGUUAGGACAGCAGCUAGAGUCAGUAUGGCUGACCUGCAAAAGGAGGUCGCUAAUCUUAAAAAUGGACUGCAGGAUGUUCAGAGGGAAAUAGAAUUUCAUCGAGGUCAAUCUCAGGUACUUCAGGGUGAUAUGUUUUUACCAGCUAUGAGGGACUUCCAGGCGCAAGCCACAUGUAGAUUAGCAGAGGCUGAAGACUUAUUCCAAGACAUGAAGACUAGGUUUGAUCGAGCAGUGAGACUAUUUGGUGAGGAUUCGGCUGGUGUUCAACCAGAUGAAUUUUUCGGCAUCUUUGAAAAUUUCCUACAAGCUCUGGCUGAAGCGAGACAAGAUGUAGAAAAUAUGAGAAAAAAGGUUGAAGAAGAGGAACGUAGAGCAAAACAAGAACAGGAACUUCGGAAGAGAACAAUAGAGAGGAAGAACUCACGAGAAGGUAUCUUAAACAGCAUAUCGCUAACCAAAAAGAACGAAGCAAACAGUAACGGCCAAAAUGACAACAAGGGCGAAUUCGAUGACUUGAUAUCCGCUCUUCGAACUGGCGACGUAUUCGGUGAAGAUAUUGCCAAAUUCAAAAGGUCAAAGCGACGACCUGUUACACCCAGUGGUCAAGAAACACGCAGGCAUAGCACUCAUAAGGAAGAUUCCCGAGAACGUCAUUAGAACCUCCAUGAAUCCUGACAAUCGAAAAAAACUCGAUAAAUAAAUCAUUUUUUAACACAUUCUCACAAAAAUCGUUUAUUAAGAACUAAUCGCAUUUGAAAACAAAUUGUGUAGGCAAUCUAUUAUAAUUAUAAAUACAGAUAAUGUUCCUCAAUAUCAUUUACAAGUAUAUAUAUUCUAUCUAUAUCCUAUUGAUAAUUUGAUAUCAUUCGUGAAAGAUACGUUGAUUUACUAAUGCGUUUUUACAUGUAAUACAUAAAAUAUAUUUCAAAACUUACACACAAUACGGAAAGAUACAUAAAAGUUCGUUGUCCACAGAAGCAAAUUUUAUAUACGGAAUUUGGUACAUUUAUACAUUAAAUAUAGACAUUCUUUCCGCAAAAAUUUUAUACGAUGAAUUAAACACCAUUACGAAAAACAUUUACAGGAAUUUUAUAUUAAUAUUAAAAAUAUAUUAAUGUUAUAUAAUAUUCUUUACAAAAUGCACAUUAUACUUAGAAGGAUUUGCCAAAUCAGACGAAAUUUUAAAUGUUGAUACAUUUUUAGAAAAAUUUUGCGCGGAAGACUAACGUAAGCACCUUUGCAAAACAAAAAAUUAAUUGGAUGUGAAAAUAAUCAAUAUUUCUGAAGUAAAUAUUGUAUUUACAAAGAAAUGAAUGUGUGAUUAUCAGUAACAUACUUUGAUCAGUUUGCAAUAAUUAUUAAAAUUUUUUCAUUGGGAAAAGUUUUAAAUUACAAGUUAUGUGUGUAAAAUUAAUAAAAUACGAUCAAUACAAAUAAUUAUGCAAUGGAAAAUACAAUAAUUAUACAACGGAAUAAUCCAUAUUCAAUGGAUGUGCAUUCUUAAAGAAACACAUGCGUACAAUUUUAUUUUUUAUAAAAUACAUAUCAAUUGUGAAAGACAUAUAAAUUGACAAAGGUGCUAAUUUGGCUUGCAGAUAAAAUAUUUGUAAACUAAUGCAAUGUUUUAUUAAUAUUAAAUAUUAAUUACGGUCUCUAAAAAAUUAUACAAGGCAAAUUUUAUUUGAUAUACAAGCUACAAUACAUAUUUUGGUAGUUAAAAUCAACAGUAAUUAAGCAUAAUUAAUUUCGCAAAAUCUUGCUAGCAAUAGUAAUCUAAUAUUAAAGCAAGACAAGACAUUCAUAAAGUUCCUGUCCAUUGUCAGAAUCAAAACAAUGCAGCAAAUCAUCUGUAGCAUAUGUUUAGUAGGAUAUAUUUUUUAUUUUACUUAUAGGAAUUAAUAAUUUUAUCUUGAACGUGCGAUAAGAAUAAACACCUCGUAAGACACGCAAAAUUCGUGGUGUUUAAACAAUAAAUAAUAUUGAUCAAAAGGAAUGAUUUUUUAUCCAUCAAAAUAAUAUCUACCAUUAUUAAUAAAUACAUAAAAGGCCUAGGUAAGCAGUAAAUAUAUAGCUAGUUAAUUGCUCCCGGAAAACUAAAAGUCUGAUUUUCUAAGUUAGAAAAAUAAUACGAUUAUUACAAUUUAGAUACGAUUAAAAAACUAUAUUAUAUCGGCUUUAUGCCGCCAUUAAAGUUAGUUUUCGAUGUGUAGAAAAAGAAAACUAUAAAAAGUGACUAGAAGAGUUUGCUGUAUAGUAAUCGAUGUUUUGUAAGCUUUUGUACUUUUGUAAAUAUUUAAUAUAUAAUUGAUGUUUUCAUGCUCGAUGCAUAACUAUUCUGCAGGAAUCAAUGUCCAAUUAAUAUAUUAUAUAUAUCAUCGAUAUCUCGCAUGUAUCUAUAUAUGAAGAAAUAUACCAAUUAAAUGUAAAAUCUUAAUAGUUUUAA
Molecule: messenger RNA, 6122 nt
Organism: Formica exsecta
Lineage: Eukaryota; Metazoa; Arthropoda; Insecta; Hymenoptera; Formicidae
Gene: DAAM
Product: disheveled-associated activator of morphogenesis 1
Exons: 14
Coding region: 926-4336 (1136 amino acids)
Biological process (GO): positive regulation of actin filament polymerization; actin cytoskeleton organization
Molecular function (GO): small GTPase binding; actin binding
Source: RefSeq, a predicted model, not a curated record